GGCGAGGAGGAGUAGGAGGAGGAGGUGAUCCGCGAUGAUGCCGCUGCUCGGGUCCGAGAUGCAGCUCCUCGCUUCGGGAGCGCAUCCCAGCGCGCUGGCCGGCGCCUCGCCGCUCGCCCUCGCCCCGCAGCCCGUGUGGCGAGUCGUGGUCUGGGAGUGGCUGGACGAUCAGCAGCCAUCCCCGCUCGGCGCGCCGACGACGCAGCCGACGCCGCAGCCGCCGCCGCAGCAGCAGCCGCAUAACGGACAGCAGCAGCAGACGACGACGACGCAUCAACAAUCGCAAGCGUCAACACAGCAGCAACAGCAGCUGCAGCAGCAACAGCAGCUGCAGCAGCAACAGCAGCAGCAGCCGGCUACGGUGUGGCGAGCAUACAGCGCAGCGGUGUGUCACCACAUCGAGACGGUUCUGCGUUCGGGAGGUUUGCAGGGCGGUGGUGGUGGUGGCAUGCGAGGUGGCAGCGUGAGUGGUGGUGGGGCUGGCGGGGCUAGCCUCGGGGGCUCGGGCAGCGUGGUGCUUGGCCAAGCCGACCCGACACUGUCGCCCUACAUCCUCGACCUGCAGAGCAUGCAACAAUUCCGCCAGGACACGGGGACAAUGAGACCGGUGCGACGGAGCUUCUACGAUCCCUCGGCGGCCCCGGGCCGCGGCGUCGUGUGGGAGUGGGAGAGCGAGGGUGGCGUGUGGACCCCGUACCCCAUGGACGUGUGCGUCACCAUCCAGAACGCGCACGAGAAGCAGCACCCGUGGCUCGACCUGGCCACGCUGGGGCUGCCAAUCCUGCUCGACUUCACGGCCAUGUGCCAGAUCGGGCGGCUCGGCCAGACGCGCCGCCGCGUCCGACGGCGCCUCGACACGCCGUACCCGCUGCUCGUCAUCAACAGCGGCGGCGGCAGCCUGGCCGCGGGGCCUCUCGCCCUGCCCAAGUCGCAGUCGUGGCCCGUCGGAGCCGGACAGGCCUCCGGCGGCCAGGGACACCACGGCGGCCAGCAUCAGCAGAUGCAUCAGCAGCAAAUCCAGCAGCAGCAGCAACAGCAACAGCAGCAGAUGUCGCUGCUAUGCGCGUGUCCUCAGUGUUUGCACCAGCAGCAGCAGCAGCAGAGCCACCACCACCACCAGAAUGUGCAGGGACAUGCCCAGCAGCAGCAGCAGCAGCAAAACAUGCUGGGUGUCACCGCCUACGGGACGGUGACUCAGCGGCCCGCUCUGUCCACCAACAACCUGGCCUCUACGGCCACGGCUGGCAACGUCACGCAUCAUCAGCAGCAGCAGAUGCAAAUGCAGCAGGCAAUGUCCCAGCAGCAGCAGCAACAGCAGAGGAGACGCGAGACAUUCAGCUCGCCGACGAGGCAGACACAGGGGCAGGCCAGGUCAGGCUUGACCGUGAGCAGACCACGGUCACAGCCCGCUCUGCAGGCCAUCGCCGCGGGAUACACGCCGGCCAAUCGCGGCCUGGGGAUGCCGGCUAUCGCCAUGGCCACCUCCGUGUCUGCCCCGAACAACCUCAACCGGCCCGGCGUGAAGCAGCAGAGGAGCGUGGUGGGCUUCACGGGCUCGGCGCGCCCACCAGGGUGGGUGGCAAGCCGCCACGCGUGUCCGCCUGCUUGCCUGCGCAUGGUGCCUGCGCUGCCUGUUAAGAAUCUGGGUGGCUCUGGCCCAAUAAAUCCAGCCCUGGCGGGCAUCACGGGCAUCUUGAUGUGCGCGGCCGGCCUGCCGGUGUUCCUUACGCGUGCGCCCAAGCCCGUGCUGCACCCGCCCUCGGUCAGCAAGGGGGAGCUGCGCGCCGUGCCCGGCGUGUCGGGCUCCUGCCGCAAGAUCAAGAAGAAGCACGCGCGCAAGGGAGGUCGGAGCCCAGAAGAGGUCGUGAAGAAAUACCUGCAGAAGUUGAAGAACCCUCCGGAUGAGGACUGCACCAUCUGCAUGGAGCGGCUGAACGUGCCGUCGGGCUACGACGGGAUGUGCAGCCACGGCAGCGUCAAGUCGGAGGUGGUGGGCCGCUUGGGGAAGUGCGGCCACGCGUUUCACGCGCUCUGCAUGCUCGCCAUGUACGCCAAUGGCAACAAGGACGGCAGCCUGCAGUGCCCGACGUGCAAGACGAUCUACGGCGAGAAGACGGGCACGCAGCCGCCGGGCAAGAUGGAGUACCACGUCAUCCCGUACUCGCUGCCCGGAUACUCUGACUGCAAGACGAUCCGCAUCAUCUACGACAUCCCACCCGGCAUGCAGGGCCCCGAGCACCCCAACCCCGGGAAGAAGUUCACGGCUCGCGGGUUCCCUCGCCACUGCUACCUGCCCGACAACGAGACGGGCCGCAAGGUGCUGAGGCUGCUGAUCGUGGCGUGGGAGCGGCGGCUCAUCUUCACGGUGGGCACGUCGAGCACCACGGGCGAGUCGGACACCGUCGUGUGGAACGAGAUCCACCACAAGACGGAGUUCGGCUCCAACGUGACGGGCCACGGAUUCCCCGACCCCAACUACCUGGAGAACGUCCAGGCCGAGUUGGCCGCGCAGGGCGUCACCGAGGCCAGCCUGGUGGACUGAGCCCGCCGGGGCCCGUUAUGCGGCCUGAACCCACUGGGCCCACCGAGCCAGCGAAAGUGGGGGGGGUGGUCGGAGCGCGGAGGUCCGGUUGGUGACGAGGGGAGGUUGGGGUUGGGGGUGCGUCGCAACUCGUGCGCUCGGGAUGCCGGAUGGCUCCUGUGGAACCGAAGGGUGCGGGCGGUGCGGGGGGGUGGCGGGGAGACGAUGCUCUUCCGUGCACGAGCCUCUGCUCGAGCGCCUGUCGCGCGCCUCUUUUGUGCGCGCAGAGGAUUGUCGCCCGCUGAGAAUCCGCCCGCCAAAGCAUUGCACGCGCGGUGGAGGAGGAGGAGGAGGAGAGCGAGCAAGCGUGAUGGUUUCUCGCGAAGGAGGCCCGCGUGUGCGGUCGUGGCGCUGCGGGGCCGCCCGCAUUGCGAUGCGACAUCUGGGACGCUGUGCUCGCAGAAGCUGAAGUUUUUAAGAUUACGAUGUGCCAUACUAUCAAAGUGAAUAAUCGCCUGGGUCGGCUAAGGUCUCAACAUGCGCGUGUCCAGAUACCUGAUUUUAGCGUGUCAAUUUUUUUCCCGUCUUGAGUUUGGCUUUCGUCAUCGCGAGGUGACUGUUUCUUUUUAUCCCAGCUAUAUCUACAACAUUAUUGUAGCACAACGACAACAACAACUUACAUCUGCACUGCGCCCAUAUCGUAACAAACGUCUCCGUGCGCGUUACACUACACUGCAAGAUUACACCAAUUACGAUCACGCUAUGGUGGUGGUCAAUAAAAUUUUUUUUAAAUGGUACUUUAUCCAGCGGUAGAGCUCACGAAAGAUAAUUUUCCAGAGGGUGGGGAGGGAUGGAGGGGACAUGGCAGUGAACGUGAAAUGUUUUGAUGAGACCCCUCCUCCAUCGACAAGCGUGAACACCGCGUGACUUCUUCACCUCCGAUUGGCACGGCGCGAAAGGAAGACGUCCCACCACGCAACUGGGUAACACGUCGUGCAAGAAACACGCGGACGAGCAGCCGGUGCCCCGUAGCACCUGUGCAUCUGCCCUCAUCAUUCGUCGUGAUCUAUCCACUGCUGGACGAAGGCUGCCCCCCCCCCCCCUCCCACACACACACAUACAAACCUCGCGAUGUAGAAAAUCAACCGAGCGUCUGUGCAUCAGCAGCGCAGGGGUUGUUUUGCACUCGUUUUGAAGAAGAUGAAAAAGCAAAAAAAAACAUUCCGCAUUCAGUUUUCCUUUUCUUUCCUUUGCUGUCACGUGACAAUGUGUCGCGUAAUUUAAAAAGAAAACGACAAAAAACUUUUGGUGAAGGAUAGAAAUUCUGAGUUGGCAGAAGCUCUUAAAAAUGAGACUUUUCUAAACGAGAAAAACUUAACGGAAAGAUGAUACUCGUACAGUAUACCGAAGCCUAACCCCUGUAUAUAUUUUUGUUCUAUGCUCUGUAAUAUACCUUUAAGAAAUGUGACAAUU
Molecule: messenger RNA, 3994 nt
Organism: Lethenteron reissneri (Far Eastern brook lamprey)
Lineage: Eukaryota; Metazoa; Chordata; Hyperoartia; Petromyzontiformes; Petromyzontidae
Product: E3 ubiquitin-protein ligase DTX1-like
Biological process (GO): Notch signaling pathway; protein ubiquitination
Molecular function (GO): zinc ion binding
Source: RefSeq, a predicted model, not a curated record